Messenger RNA from Ipomoea nil (Japanese morning glory), 2007 nucleotides. RefSeq lists its product as uncharacterized. The record is from RefSeq and is a predicted model, not a curated record. The transcript has 6 exons. NCBI's taxonomy places the organism in Eukaryota, Viridiplantae, Streptophyta, Magnoliopsida, Solanales, Convolvulaceae. The coding region runs from base 852 to 1961 and encodes 369 amino acids.
UUGACAUUCUGAGAGUGAGCACUUUGCGCUAAAUCCCUUUUUCCCAACCUGGCCUCAAGCUAAAGCUACGAAAUCAUCGCCAUCCUCAACUGAGUCGCACCUCAGAUCAACCAAGUCAUUUCAAGCUAAAGUUACGGAGUCGCAUCGUCAUCCACAUCCUCAACCAAAAGGAGUGCAUAUUGGUUGGAAUCUAGACCUCAAGACUUGAGGUUGCAUCUAGUACAAAACAUAUGAGAAGAAGAAAUAAGAUAUCUAAGAAAACUAAAACAUUGAGAUCUUCUAUGCAGGGAAGAAAAUCUGAAGCUCGAGAUUUGGAACAUCAAGAUUUUGAGUCAACGAGGAUGCUGAUGAGGAUUCCCUUUCCUUGCGACUUUUCGAGCAGCAGACGAGGACGGCGAUGACUACUUCUCUCCCUUGAGACUCUGGGAGUAGCCAACGAGGACUCCUCUCCCCUGUGACAGCCAACGAGGUUUCACUUCCAGAAUUCUAGCUCCUGUGGAGAGUACUCCCCAAAUGCUCAAGGCCUACCAGACUCGUAAACGACGACGGGCUCCCAGUUCCGAAGCCGUUUCUGGUGAUGAUGCUGAGGAUGAUGAUGACGGGGCAUCGUCGGUGGGACUUAUAGAUGACCCUAUCAUGGACGGGGUGGAUUCCAACAUACAGUUUUCGCCUACCCAGUUCUCCCAGUUACUCCUUUCCAUUCUGUGGACUUCCCUUCUCGUGGGCCCUCUCUGGCCGCACCGCAAGCUACGCCCAGUCCUACCGGUGAGUAUGAUGCUCGGGAUCCUCUAGCUGCUCGGAUUUCGACCGGUCCGGGCCGCCCUCGUCUUCGUCCCUACGAUCCUGGUCAUAUGGACUUCAUUGUUCGUGGAGUGCGAGAUAUGGUACCAGCCCAUCGGCGCUUCUGGAUUGAUAGUACUCCGAUGGAGACCUUGAGUUCCCGCCAAGUUGGAGAUUCCAUGAACAUGGUUAUGCAAUCCAUCGGGCUUCACCAGCGCCUGCAGGAGGCCUCACGAGAGUAUACUGAGUUAGAAAAGACACAACAGGGUUUAGAGCGUACUCUCCGGGAAGAGGAGGAGGCUCGUAGGCGCGUCAUGAGAGAAUUAAAAACCUUGAAGGAAGCACACCAGACCCUGCAGCAAGAGUAUCAGGCCUUGGGGGAUAAGCAACAGGCCCAUCAGGAGGAUCACAGGAUUCUGGGGGAGAAGCACAAAACUUUGAGGGAGGAGCACCAGGUCCUGCGGGGGGAACACAAAACUUUGCAGGAGGAGCAUAAAAAACAGCGGCUAGAUCAUGACAAGGCCCUUGAGGGUGUCGUGGAGGACUGGCAAAGGACUGAAGAUUUUGCGCGCGCUGCCAGUGAAUAUUCGUUCACACGUAUGCCUGGGCUGAUCCGCUGGUGGUUAGGGCAUUCGGAUCGUUCUGGCGAAGGUAUGGUCGAGGCCAUGUUAAGGUGGCAAUCUGUGCAGGAGUACCAUGAUUAUACGGGCCCUCCACUUGUACAGGUCCUCCAGGAAUGGGCCACUACCCCCGGGGGCAGGGCGGCCAUGGGGCCGGUAGCGGAGGUGUGGUUGAGCGAGACGCUAGAAGGUCAAACCAGGUUGGUGCAGGAAUGCAAAACGACGUUUUACAUGGGGCAACGAGAUGUGCAGGACAAGCUUUACGGGAAGCUGGAACGUCGGUUCACCUCUUUCAGUAUUGAAGGGUGGAAACUGCCAGACGUCCUUCCUCUUCGACCUACUCGAGCUCCGGCCACUCCUUCUUCUACCACGCCUGCUGGCGGUGAUGUGCUUAUGACUCCUGAGGUGGCCCAACAUGGUGUGACGUCGUCUGUUGCGGCUCCCUCGGAACCUGUGGCCGGAUCUGGUAUUUUCGGGAGCGUAGACCCUUUCAAUCUCCAUCUCACUAUCAACUCAGGCUCCGGAUUUUCUAGCUCGGCUGCCGCUUCUGCAGCCCCAUAGCCUUUAGACAUAGAUAGCGGAUUUUUUUUUUGUUUCUAAUUUCGGA